AUGCCGCCAACGUCAACGUUCUCAAAUUCAACAUCUAUCCGAAUGCUAGUCUCGGGAAGACGCUGCCGCAUCGCUCAACGUCGUCACAACCACCUCCAGGGCUUUGCUCUAGUUCAUACUAAUAAUAGCGGCACAGUUGCUCUGGUCAAGCUCAUCCAUCAGAAUAUAGAUCAGAAUUCCUUCGCAAUUUCGUUGAACAGCCCAAAACCUAGUCGUUUGAGGAUAUCCACAGGCGAGCUGAAGAUCAACUUGGACGUUUCUACGCUUCCCCUGAGAUAUCUAAACCUUAUCGGUGACGACGAGAACUCGUGCAGUUGCGUGAAAGGAAAUUGCGCUUGCUGUACAUUCAUAAGAAUUCCGGAUUUUCAUCAUGAAUUUUGCGUGAACGCCACAUACAAUCGCGAAAACGUCGGUCUCGAUUUAUCUAUCGGCAUCGAUGGCCACUACUACACUCAGGAAAUUUCUCUUCGCAAUCCGCCUCCUAUCUGUAUGUCUGUUCCGUUUGCCGAGGAUAUCGCCGGAAUUUGCGUCGCUCUCACUGAUCUUGACUUAUCGAAGGAAAAGCGCACUCUGUCAGGAUGUGUUGAGCUUGAAGUCGAAGUGGUACAUCUAAGGGUCGUUCAUGUUCGCCUCGGUUGCUUUGUUAUGCCUAUCUGAAGAUUGCUCAUUACUCAUAAUAAAUAUUCCGCUUAUUGAC
Cylicocyclus nassatus is the source of this 697-nucleotide messenger RNA. The record is from the annotation of a GenBank genome assembly. Lineage: Eukaryota; Metazoa; Nematoda; Chromadorea; Rhabditida; Strongylidae.